Temnothorax curvispinosus is the source of this 1878-nucleotide messenger RNA. RefSeq names its product trichohyalin-like. The record is from RefSeq and is a predicted model, not a curated record. The transcript has 4 exons. The coding region runs from base 1 to 1878 and encodes 625 amino acids. Lineage: Eukaryota; Metazoa; Arthropoda; Insecta; Hymenoptera; Formicidae. Gene Ontology annotation, molecular function: catalytic activity.
AUGGAUAAAGAGAAGGAAAUAGAAUCAGAAAGUGUACAACAGGGAGAUAAAGGAAAGAAGGGGGAAGGCGAAGGCGAGAAGAAAGCGAGAGGCAGACCAACGAAGGCGGAGGAGUUAGCCAAAUUAAGAAGAACGGACAGUACAGGAUCGGUCAAAGAAUUCUUUCAGAAGAGUGAGAAAAGGAAGAGGGAAGAAGAGGUGGAGGAAGCAGCGAAUGCGGAGGAAGAAAUUCUAAAAGAAUUUAACGCACAAAGAAGGGUCAACAGAUCACCGCCGCCCAAAAUCAAAAAAGAAAAGCAGGGAAAAGAAAAUAUGGCGACGGAAGAAUUACUGGAGAAGGGACUGAGGGAGGAAUUGAGGAGAAGCGAGGAGAUAUGGGAAAAUCAAAGAAAGACCCUGGAAGGAAGAAUUAAGAAUUUAGAGGAGAAGGCGGAGAAGAUAGAAGUAAACAUGUCAAUGAAUAAGAAAGAAAAGAAGAAGGAUAAAGAAGGGUUAAGCAUGAUGAACGAGAGAAGGAGGGAAGAGAUACAAGAAAGAAGACAGGAAAAGUCCAAGGAGAUAGAAGAAAGGCGGAACACACCAGAAGAAACCAGAAAGGACGAAGAAAGUAUAAAGGAGGUAGAUGAGGAAAAUAUUAGAGGAAACGGUAUAAGGGAAGUUGAGGGACAAGAGAAAAGAUAUAUAGGAGAAGAGGAAAGAAACGACGGGGAGAGUGAAGAGACGUGGAAAGUGGCCUUUUGGAACGUAGCUGGUUUAUCAAACAAGGAUAAGGACUUCUGGGAAGGGAUAAAGGAAUGGGAUGUGAUUGUGAUGAUGGAGACUUGGACUGAUGAGAAAGGAUGGGAGAAGGUAAAGGAGAAGCUACCGAGAGAAUAUAGAUGGAGAGUACAGAUAGCAGCCAGGAGGAACAAGAAAGGCAGAGCGUGCGGAGGCAUGUUGCUAGGAAUAAGGAAAAGCAUAGAAGAGAUAAAGGAAAGAAGGGAGACGGAGGAAGAAGGAAAAAUCGAAGGUAAGAUAAGAAUAGGAGAGGAAGUAUGGAGAAUAAUAGGAAUCUAUGUAAACAACAAUAUAGACGAGAAACUAGAAGGUCUGAAGGAAAGGACGGAGGAGGGGGAAAAAGGAGUAAGGACCAUAAUAGGAGGUGACUUUAACGCGAGAACGGGAGAGGAAGGAGGAUGGGAAGAGGAAAUCGAGCGAAGAGAGGAAAGAGGGAGGAAGUCUAAAGAUAAGAAGAUAAAUAAAGAAGGCAGAAAGUUACUGGAGUUUAUCGAGGAGAGAGGAUGUAUGAUAUUAAAUGGAGGCACGAAGGGGGACGAGGAGGGAGAAUAUACAUACACAGGGGGAAGAGGUGAGACAGUCAUAGAUUACAUAAUAGGGGACGAGGAGGUUAGAGAAAAGGUGGAAAGACUGGAAGUAGGAGAAAGGAUAGAUUCGGACCAUCACCCAUUAAUACUAUGGGUGAGGGGAAGCUCAAAGAGAAGGGAGAAGUUAAGCGCGAUUGAAGGAAAAAGAGACCUGCAAGAGGAAAUAGAGGAAGGAACAAGGAAGAUAAGAAGGGUGAUUGAGGAGAACGAGGACAAGAAUGAAAGAAUGACUAUCAAGAACAAAAGAGGGUGGUGGGACGAGGAAUGUACGGAGAGCAAGAGGGAAGUGAGGAAAGAACUAAGGAAAUGGAGAAAAGGGAAAGGAGAGGCAGAAAGAUACAGAGAAAGAAGGAAAGAAUAUAGGGAAAUGUGUGAUAGAAAGAAGAAGAAGGAGAAAGAAAGAAUGAUCAGAGAGAUUGGAGAAGCGAAAACGGAGGGAAAGGUAUGGGAGUUGAUAGGCAGAGUAAGGAAGAGAAGAAGAAGGGUGAAUGAAGAGAUAAAACCGGAAGAGUGA